This is a messenger RNA of Trichogramma pretiosum, 3085 nucleotides long. RefSeq names its product exocyst complex component 1 (gene Sec3). Gene Ontology annotation, molecular function: phosphatidylinositol-4,5-bisphosphate binding. Gene Ontology annotation, cellular component: plasma membrane; exocyst. The transcript has 10 exons. Bases 328 to 3051 code for a protein of 907 amino acids. The record is from RefSeq and is a predicted model, not a curated record. Gene Ontology annotation, biological process: Golgi to plasma membrane transport; exocytosis. NCBI's taxonomy places the organism in Eukaryota, Metazoa, Arthropoda, Insecta, Hymenoptera, Trichogrammatidae.
CAGAGGCCAAUUGUUGAUGUCAGCUGUGGCUAGUGUGAUGAUGACACUCGGUGGUCCUAUCCCAAAUCUUUUACAGUAUAUACUUAAAUAUGCUACCAGUGGAAUAAAAAUGUCCCUUCCUUCAUAAAAGUGGCAUUUCGCAAAGUGUUUGGAAAAUGUUUCAUAACUUCUAUCUUUUUUGAUAAUCUAUAUACAAUUUUAUUACCUUUAUUUAGUGGGAUGUAUAUAAUUUGAUAAAAGUUUUUUGUCUGUGGAUGUGUGUUUGAUGAGAAUUUGUUUCAGUGCCUAUAAACUUUAGUUUACUAUAGUCUCAUAAAAAAAUAAACAAUGGCUGCAACAAGACACACUUUGCAGAGAGAAAUAUUUUCUCUCAGCGAUGAAAAAUUAUUAAGUAUUUGUCAUGUUAGUAAAGCAUACAAAAAAAAGAAGACAAGUUUCUUGUGCCUAGUGUCGACAAUGGAUAUUCCAGAGACUCAUGUUGUCUAUCAAGUUAAAAGAAGCAGUGAAAAAAGUGCUCUAAAAAAGAAGCAAUCAUGGCUUCUUAGUGAUAUUCAUACAGUAGAUGGAAUCAAUGUAGAUUCUAUGGAUCUUGAAAUACACGCUGAUAAAAUUUAUAAGUGGACUGCGACUAAUCCUCAAGAGCGUCAAAACUUUAUUAGUAAUUUAUAUUUCUUUUCAUUUGGAUUACCUCAAAGACCGGAUUUUAAAAAUAUUCCAAAAGAAUGUAUGACAACUGAAUUGUCCAGUGUUGCUUCUACUGACAACAAUAGUAAUGGAAUUAGUUCUGAUUUUUUACAAUCACCGAUGACCGCGUCGGAAUAUCAACCUAUAACGACCAAUAAAGAAACCAAGGAUCUAUCAUCAUUGAUGGUAAACUGCUACUAUGCCAUUUCCAAUGCUGAACUUUUUAUGGAAACGUUGUCAAAAGAUUUAUCAGUACUGGAUGGCGAGAACAUACAAUCCGUUUUGGCAUCUGAGCCGCAAGUAUCGCAGUUGAUGAACGACAUCGAGGUAGCAAUCGAAGAAGCCACGACCGUCGAGUCUCAGUUAAUUAUUUACGACGAGGCCCUAGGAAAUAUAAGAGAAGCCAUGGAGAGAGUUGGUCAAAAAAAUCAAGCUAUCCAUUUGGCCAAUCGGAAUGCUCGCCAAUUAUUGGAACAAUUGGAGCUGGUUAUUACUCAACUUACGAUUUCUCCGGAACACAUACAAAUACUCAACGAAGCCGAACUGCCAGGACAUAAGGACGAGCUUGCCAUAGCUGGAAGCGAAUUGCUCAGAGCUGUUUCUUUUCAAUUGCCGCUGGGCUUGGACAAACUCAGUGCCGUUUCCGAGCAGAGAAAGAAAUUGGACAAACUCAGGGUGAAAUUUUCUUUGCUGGUAGCUAGACACUUGAACAAUCUCUUCAUUCAUUUGGGUAACGAUAUCGCGGAAAGCGCCUCGACCCCUGGGAACGUCAUGUCGACAAGUUUCAGCUCUUCCGCAUCUGGAACUAAGAAAGAUUUCAAUUUGUCGUCACACGAGUCCAUACAGAAGGAGUUAGAGCCCUACACCGAACUCAUGAAACUUCUCCGAGUGCUGGACUCAAAAGCUUUUGUUCAAUUAACGAAGGUCUAUACAAAAACUAUGAGCACGCUUUAUCAGCGUAAUUUCAAGACAUUUUUCGAAGACGCUAAGGAUAGUUUGAUUGUCGGCCAUUUUCAACAGCAACAAAGUACUUCUCAUCCAUCGAGUAAACCCGGGAACAGCGCCAAUGCUAAAGGAGAUAUCGAAGCUUUUGCUGCUCUGACACCUCCGCUUUGUUUACUGGGAAAUGAACAAUGGUCACCCCAAGGAGAAGGCACAUUGUUAGAUUCAGUAUUGGACAAUGUCUUGUCUCAGUUGCAGCCUCUUUGUCUUGCCGAGCAAGCUUUUUGCGUCAAAUUUUUACACUUGGACUCGUUUUUGUCACCAACGACCAAAACGAGUCAACAGCCAAUUCGAGAUGAAACUGGAAGCUGCAGCAGCGGUUAUAGUGGCGUUGAUGAUUUAUGCAAUAUUCUGACUACGAGUUCAGGUUCAACAGAUUCUACCCAAUUGUCGAGAUUAGAAAGACAAGUUAAUGAGCAAGUCAGGGCUACAAUGUCUGCUAUAUUUCCUUCGCUUGAAACUGAGCUGAAUAGUUUAAUAUCAUUUUUGGAAAAAAUCGAUAGUUUCUGGUGCCUGUACGUCUUGGUGCGACUCUCUGAACACGUUAUGUCAGCCCAAGAUACAGGAUCGUUUUUAUCCAUGACGUUUGCUUCAUCUCUCGUCCACGCGAAACGAGCCUUUGACAAAUUUAUGCAAGCUCAACAGCAAUCUAUACUUGAUACAAAAGUUAAUCGAAAACACAAGUGCGGAAUACUCCCUUACGUUGAAAAUUUCGGUACUUUUGCCCAGACAGCGGAAAUGAUCUUCAAAAAUUCAGACAGAAAAGUGGAUUUAGAAAAGUGGUAUAAAAAAUUGAUCAAUACCAUGUUCGAUUCAAUUGUGUGUCAUAGUACGGAACAUCAUAAGACACCGCCAGAAGUUGUUAAAAUGGAAAAUUUCCACCACCUACAUGAUUCGUUGGCGCGGUUGAAAAUUUCAGUUUUGGAUCAUGAACGAAAGGAAGCAAAACAAAAAUAUCAGGAAGCUUUGAAAGCUUAUGUGACACGUUACUUUGGAAGACCUUUGGAGAAAUUAAAUUUCUUUUUCGACGGUGUACAAGCCAAAGUUGGAGCUGGUGUAAAAGAAUCGGAAAUAAGUUAUCAAAUGGCUUUUAGCAGACAAGAACUGAGAAGAGUAGUGAAAGAAUAUCCUGCCAGAGAAGUUAAAAAAGGACUCGAGCAUUUGUACAAAAAAGUGGAGAAGCAUUUGUGCGAGGAAGAAAAUCUAUUACAAGUUGUCUGGCGCGAAAUGCAAGGUGAAUUUAUUGCUCAAUACACCAACAUUGAAAAACUUAUUCAAAGGUGCUAUCCAGAUAGUAAUGUUACAUUGGAAUUUACCAUAGAAAAUAUUUUAGAAUUCUUUUCCGAAAUUGCUCAAUCACAUUAAAUUAUAUUUUUAAACAAAUUUAUUAUCUGUAACA